This is a messenger RNA of Culicoides brevitarsis, 1842 nucleotides long. Its product is annotated as glucose dehydrogenase [FAD, quinone]-like. NCBI's taxonomy places the organism in Eukaryota, Metazoa, Arthropoda, Insecta, Diptera, Ceratopogonidae. The transcript has 3 exons. Bases 1 to 1842 code for a protein of 613 amino acids. Gene Ontology annotation, molecular function: oxidoreductase activity, acting on CH-OH group of donors; flavin adenine dinucleotide binding. The record is from RefSeq and is a predicted model, not a curated record.
AUGGAUGUCAUUGCGAGCGGAACGAUGCUCACAAUGUCCUUGAUCUUCGCUGCCAUCUCGUACUAUCACUCGAAUUUGCUGGAAGUCGAUCCAAAAGUCGUCGAUCAAGGCGACAAGAUUUUACGGAAAUACGAUUUCAUCGUGAUUGGCGGCGGAUCUGCCGGAUCUGUGGUUGCAAGUCGUCUCAGUGAAAUCCCGCAUUGGAAAAUUCUGUUACUCGAAGUUGGGCCUGAUGAAAAUGAGGAAACGGAUGUUCCUGCGUUGACGGGAACUCUGAAAUUGGGUCCUUUGGAUUGGAAGUACAAAACAGUUCCGUCGAAUUCGUCGUGUUUGGGCAUGAAAGGACAACGUUGCAAUUACCCACGUGGUCGAGUUUUGGGAGGCUCGAGCGUUUUGAAUAACAUGUUGUACGUUCGUGGAAAUCGUCACGAUUACGAUUCGUGGGAACGGAUGGGCAACAAGGGAUGGGGCUUCCAAAGUGUCCUGCAUUACUUCAAAAAAAGCGAAGACAAUUUGAAUCCUUAUAUUUCGCGCAGGAAGAAAUUUCACAGCACCGGAGGAUAUUUAACGGUUCAAGAAGCGCCAUGGAGAACGCCAAUAGCGACAGCUUUCAUUCGUGCCGGAGAGGAAAUCGGAUACCCGAAUCGGGAUAUCAAUGGAGGAACGCAAACGGGAUUUAUGUUGCCGCAAGCGACAAUGAGGCAAGGAAGUCGAUGCAGUGCAGCCAAAGCAUUUUUGAGACCCACGAGGAAAAGACCGAAUAUGCAUUUCUCGUUGAAUUCGCCAGUGGUGAAAAUUCACAUCGAUCCUGUGUCGAAAAAAGUGAAAGGAGUUCAUUUUGAGAGGAAUGGAGAUCCAUUUUAUGCCGAAGUAGCGAAGGAAGUCAUUUUGUCAGCAGGUGCGAUCAAUUCUCCGCAACUUUUGAUGCUUUCGGGAGUAGGACCUGCAGAGCAUUUGAAGAAAUUCGGGAUUCAAGUCAUUUCGGAUUUGCCUGUGGGUGAAAAUUUGCAAGAUCAUGUCGCGAUGGUUGGAUUGACAUUUUUAGUUAAUAAGCCAAUAUCGAUCGUUCAACCAAGAUUUCCUCAAGCAAGUACCGCAGCGGAAUACGUUUUGAACGGAAGAGGUCCCUUAACGCAUUUAGGAAAUAUCGAAGGAAUCGGCUUCGUCAACACAAAAUUCGCUAAUGCCUCCAUCGAUUGGCCCGACAUGCAACUUCACAUGAUGGGAACAAGCAUUGAUGCCGUCAAAAGUUACACCAUGGGUCUCAAAUCGUCAAUUUUCAAACAAGUUUUCGCUCCUUUGGCGAAUUUCGAUUCUUGGAGCAUCGUUCCGACACUUUUGCGUCCCUUUUCUCGUGGAACAGUUCGUUUGCGUUCGAAAAAUCCCUUCGACAGUCCCUUAAUUGACACAAAUUUCUUCGCUGAUCCACGUGACAUGAAAACUCUCGUCGAAGGAGCCAAAAUCGCCUUAGCUGUCGCUGGAGCGCCCAUUUUUAAGAAAUUCGGAAAUCGAGUGCAUUCAAUUCCUUUGCCGCCUUGCAAGCCCUUCAAAUUUCUCUCUGACGAAUAUCUCGAGUGUCACGCCCGAACUUUGACCCAAACGAUUUAUCAUCCCGUUGGAACGGCAAAAAUGGGUCCGAAAAACGAUUCGAGCAGCGUCGUUGACGAACGAUUGAGAGUUCAUGGCGUCGUUGGAUUGCGAGUCAUUGACGCAAGUAUCAUGCCGAAUAUCGUGAGUGGCAAUACGAAUAGUCCAACGAUCAUGAUCGGAGAAAAGGGCGCCGACAUGAUCAAGAGAGAUUGGCGCGAUAGCAUUAAAGUGAAGCUGAAACGAGUUGGAUGA